Benincasa hispida (wax gourd) is the source of this 1020-nucleotide messenger RNA. Its product is annotated as NEDD8-conjugating enzyme Ubc12. Lineage: Eukaryota; Viridiplantae; Streptophyta; Magnoliopsida; Cucurbitales; Cucurbitaceae. The record is from RefSeq and is a predicted model, not a curated record.
AAAAUUCGCGGAUUCUACGACAGUCCAAUCGAAGGCAACUUUUAUUUGUUGACCGUAGGGCUCAGCCACGCUCGCCAAACCGCCCACCCUCCUCUCUCCAUCUCCUUCUUCUUUCACGCCUCUGCAGCUCAGACCUAACUCUUCCCUCUCCUCUAUAUUGCUUUCAUACCACCACUCUCACAGGUUUGCUUUCUUCACAACCCCUUUUUCCCUCUCGAUUUUGGGUUUCUUGCAAUUUCUUGCAAUUUCUUGCUUCCUCAGGAGAUAUGAUUAAGCUAUUUAAAGUCAAGGAGAAGCAGAGAGAACUUGCUGAAAAUGCUAGUAAUGGGAUACCUACAAAGAAGCAAAGUGCUGGGGAAUUACGUCUUCACAAAGAUAUUAGUGAGCUGAAUCUACCGAAAUCAUGUAACAUAACCUUUCCCAAUGGCAAGGAUGACCUCAUGAACUUUGAGGUGUCAAUACGACCCGACGAGGGAUAUUAUUUAGGUGGCACAUUUUUUUUCUCCUUUACAGUUUCCCCCAUCUAUCCACAUGAAGCACCUAAAGUCAAGUGCAAGACAAAGGUCUACCAUCCAAACAUUGACUUGGAAGGAAAUGUGUGCCUCAACAUCUUACGGGAAGAUUGGAAGCCUGUUCUCAAUAUUAACACUGUUAUUUAUGGACUAUACCAUUUGUUCACGGAACCAAACGAUGAAGAUCCACUGAAUCAUGAUGCUGCUGCAGUUUUAAGAGACAAUCCGAAGUUAUUUGAAUCUAAUGUGAGAAGGGCUAUGGCUGGGGGUUACGUGGGGCAGACCUUUUUCCCACGUUGUAUGUAACUCACUCUUAAUCCUUCUCGUGCAUCUUUUCCUGCGCUGUAUGUAGCUAGCUUUGGUCUCUUGGUACAUUAACUGCUCAUUUAGAGAUAUAUCCAUCCACCUACACUUGUGUUAGCCCAAUGGAUUUAGUGAUGUUAAUGUGUAUUAUUUCUAUAUUGUUAAUUAACAUGGUUAUAUUUUCCUCAAUAUUUUGGAUGGAAGA